Suncus etruscus (white-toothed pygmy shrew) is the source of this 1106-nucleotide messenger RNA. It is a transcript of the gene BKGD, whose product is annotated as chromosome 8 C11orf54 homolog. Gene Ontology annotation, cellular component: nucleus. Bases 107 to 1054 code for a protein of 315 amino acids. Gene Ontology annotation, molecular function: hydrolase activity, acting on ester bonds; zinc ion binding. The transcript has 8 exons. NCBI's taxonomy places the organism in Eukaryota, Metazoa, Chordata, Mammalia, Eulipotyphla, Soricidae. The record is from RefSeq and is a predicted model, not a curated record.
ACCUGGACUCUGACUGUUCCCAUCCAGGCGGGGAGCACUGCGUGGGCUCGUGAUAAUCCCUCCGCAAGAGCUUCACUGGCAGGCCUGGCAGCGACAGAGGGGAAAAAUGUCUUGUGCCGAGUAUUCUUUCCACGUGCCAGAUCUCCAGGAACUUGGUGGAGUUCUGCAGAAGGGACUAAAAGCUAACUUUGCUGACGUCCAGGUGUCUGUGGUUGACUGCCCUGAUCUGACCAAGGAGCCUUUUACCUUUCCCGUAAAAGGCAUCUGUGGGAAAACUCGAAUAGUAGAAGUCGGAGGCGUCCCUUACUUAUUGCCACUUGUCAAUAAGGAAAAGGUUUACGAUGUAAAUAAGAUCGCAAAAGAAGUCAAGCUUCCUGGAGCAUUUAUUCUGGGAGCAGGGGCAGGCCCCUUCCACAUCCUUGGUUUCAACUCUGAGUUUAUGCCAAUUAUCCUGACAGAAAGUGAGAACAACCCUCCGAUAAACGGGAGCUACAUUGCUCGGAUUAACCCAGAGGACAGGGGAUGCCUCCUAGAGAAAUACAGUGACAAGUAUCCUGGUUUCGGUUGUGCGUUACUGGCUAAUCUUUUUGCCAGUGAGGGAAAACCUGGAAAGGUCAUUGAGGUGAAAGUCAGACGAAGAACUGGGAAACUGAACUUUGUGACCUGUCUGCGGCAGACCAUAGAAGAACACUACGGGGAGAAGCCAGUGGGGAUGGGAGGGACUUUCGUGGUCCAAAAGGGAAAAGUGAAGACCCACAUCAUGCCAGCAGAGUUUUCCUCUUGCCCGCUGAAGUCUGAUGAAGAUGUGAACCAGUGGCUGCAUUUCUAUGAGAUGACCGCACCUCUGGUCUGCUUGCCAGUGUUCGUCUCCAGAGACCCAGGCUUUGACCUGCGACUGGAGCACACUCACUGCUUUAGCCACCACGGUGAAGGUGGGCACUAUCACUAUGACACCACGCCCGACACGGUGGAGUACGUAGGCUACUUCUCGCCUGCCGAACUCCUCUACCGCAUCGAUCAGCCCAAAGAGACCCAUUCCAUUGGGCGGGAUUAAGCCAGCUCAGACUUGUUUAGCAAAAGAAAUAAUUAACCGAGAUGGAGUAACA